Molecule: messenger RNA, 1645 nt
Organism: Pan troglodytes (chimpanzee)
Lineage: Eukaryota; Metazoa; Chordata; Mammalia; Primates; Hominidae
Product: putative RRN3-like protein RRN3P2
Biological process (GO): transcription initiation at RNA polymerase I promoter
Cellular component (GO): nucleus
Molecular function (GO): RNA polymerase I core binding; RNA polymerase I general transcription initiation factor activity
Source: RefSeq, a predicted model, not a curated record
AUGGCAGCACCUGCGGAUGUCACAUGGGCAGGACAGCAGUUCGGCCCAGUGGCGGCACCGCUGCUUCACACGCGUUUGCCGGGAGAUGCGGCCGCUUCGUCCUCUGCAGUCAAGAUGCUGGGCGCGUCGAGGACUGGGAUUUCAAAUAUGCAUGCAUUAGAGAAUGAUUUUUUCAAUUCUCCCCCAAGAAAAACUGUUCAGUUUGGUGGAACUGUGACAGAAGUCUUGCUGAAGUACAAAAAGAGUGAAACGAAUGACUUUGAGUUGUUGAAGAACCAGCUGUUAGAUCCAGACAUAAAGGAUGACCAGAUCAUCAACUGGCUGCUAGAAUUCCGUUCUUCUAUCAUGUACUUGGCAAAAGACUUUGAGCAACUUAUCAGUAUUAUAUUGAGAUUGCCUUGGUUGAAUACAAGUCAAACAGUAGUGGAAGAGUAUUUGGCUUUUCUUGGUAAUCUUGUAUCAGCACAGACUGUUUUCCUCAGACCGUGUCUCAGCAUGAUUGCUUCCCAUUUUGUGCCUCCCCGAGUGAUCAUUAAGGAAGGCGAUGUAGAUGUUUCAGAUUCUGAUGAUGAAGAUGAUAAUAUUCCUGCAAAUUUUGACACAUCACAGAGCCUUGCAAAUAAUAGCAAGAUAUGUACCAUCGAAUGUUACGUUCAUAACUUACUAAGGAUUAGUGUAUAUUUUCCAACCUUGAGGCAUGAAAUUCUGGAGCUUAUUAUUGAAAAACUACUCAAGUUGGAUGUGAAUGCAUCCCGGCAGGGUAUUGAAGAUGCUGAAGAAACAGCAUAUCAAACUUGUGGUGGGACAGAUUCCAUGGAAGGAUUGUUUAAUAUGGGAUUCGCAGAGGCAUUUUUGGAACAUCUUUGGAAAAAAUUGCAGGAUCCAAGUAAUCCUGCCAUCAUCAGGCAGGCUGCUGGAAAUUAUAUUGGAAGCUUUUUGGCAAGAGCUAAAUUUAUUCCUCUUAUUACUGUAAAAUCAUGCCUAGAUCUUUUGGUUAACUGGCUGCACAUAUACCUUAAUAACCAGGAUUCGGGAACAAAGGCAUUCUGCGAUGUUGCUCUCCAUGGACCAUUUUACUCAGCCUGCCAAGCUGUGUUCUACACCUUUGUUUUUAGACACAAACAGCUUUUGAGCGGAAACCUGAAAGAAGGUUUGCAGUAUCUUCAGAGUCUGAAUUUUGAGCGGAUAGUGAUGAGCCAGCUAAAUCCCCUGAAGAUUUGCCUGCCCUCAGUGGUUAACUUUUUGGCUGCAAUCACAAAUAAGUACCAGCUCGUCUUCUGCUACACCAUCAUUGAGAGGAACAAUCACCAGAUGCUGCCAGUCAUUAGGAGUACCACUGGAGGAGACUCAGUGCAGACCUGCACAAACCCACUGGACACCUUCUUCCCCUUUGAUCCCUGUGUGCUGAAGAGGUCAAAGAAAUUCAUUGAUCCUAUUUAUCAGGUAUGGGAAGACAUGAGUGCUGAAGAGCUACAGGAGUUCAAGAAACCCAUGAAAAAGGCCUCGUGUGAUGACCAGUUUCCAGUGAGAGUAAAGAGCCUUUGACUGAGGUCCUGAGAAACUUUGACUAACCACAGGCACUUGUAGGCAUGGAUGGAGUUUUAAAAGUUUCAUGAAGCGAGAAUUCAUCUGCAAAGGCUUAGGU